This is a messenger RNA of Medicago truncatula (barrel medic), 1823 nucleotides long. RefSeq names its product elongation factor 1-alpha. Gene Ontology annotation, biological process: translational elongation. The transcript has 3 exons. Lineage: Eukaryota; Viridiplantae; Streptophyta; Magnoliopsida; Fabales; Fabaceae. Gene Ontology annotation, molecular function: translation elongation factor activity; GTP binding; GTPase activity. The record is from RefSeq and is a predicted model, not a curated record. Bases 170 to 1513 code for a protein of 447 amino acids.
GGGUACUUUCGGAAUAUGAAACUAUCUAGGUCACUAUAAAAUUCUUACAACCCUAAUUUCUUCAUUCUCUCACACUUCACUUGUUCCUUUAUCACUCAGUCUCUCUCUGCGGCUGAGGAUCCGAACGAGUAACAACCUUACAUUUCGUUUCAGCUGAGUUUAAGACAUCAUGGGAAAAGAAAAGAUUCAUAUCAACAUUGUCGUCAUUGGACAUGUCGACUCUGGAAAAUCAACAACAACUGGUCACUUGAUCUACAAGCUAGGAGGUAUUGACAAGCGUGUGAUCGAGAGAUUUGAGAAGGAAGCUGCUGAGAUGAACAAGCGUUCAUUCAAGUAUGCAUGGGUUCUUGACAAACUUAAGGCUGAGCGUGAAAGAGGAAUUACCAUCGAUAUUGCCUUGUGGAAAUUUGAGACCACCAAGUACUACUGCACAGUCAUUGAUGCUCCCGGACAUCGUGAUUUCAUCAAGAACAUGAUUACUGGAACCUCCCAGGCUGAUUGUGCCGUGCUUAUCAUUGACUCCACCACUGGUGGUUUUGAAGCUGGUAUCUCUAAGGAUGGACAGACCCGUGAGCACGCUCUUCUUGCAUUUACUCUUGGAGUGAAGCAGAUGAUCUGUUGUUGUAACAAGAUGGAUGCUACCACCCCCAAGUACUCAAAGGCUAGGUACGAUGAAAUCGUGAAGGAAGUUUCAUCCUACUUGAAGAAGGUUGGUUACAACCCUGACAAAAUCCCAUUUGUUCCCAUCUCCGGAUUUGAAGGUGACAACAUGAUUGAGAGGUCCACCAACCUUGACUGGUACAAGGGACCAACUCUCCUUGAGGCUCUUGACCAGAUCAACGAGCCCAAGAGACCCACAGACAAGCCCCUCAGGCUUCCAUUGCAAGAUGUUUACAAGAUUGGUGGUAUUGGAACUGUGCCAGUCGGACGUGUUGAGACCGGUAUUGUGAAGCCCGGUAUGGUUGUGACUUUUGGACCCACUGGUCUAACAACUGAAGUUAAGUCUGUUGAGAUGCACCACGAGGCUCUCACUGAAGCUCUUCCAGGAGACAAUGUCGGAUUCAAUGUUAAGAAUGUUGCUGUGAAGGAUCUCAAGCGUGGUUUCGUUGCAUCCAACUCCAAGGAUGACCCUGCAAAGGAAGCUGCCAACUUCACUUCCCAAGUCAUCAUCAUGAACCACCCUGGACAGAUUGGAAAUGGAUAUGCACCAGUGCUCGAUUGCCACACCUCUCACAUUGCUGUGAAGUUUGCUGAACUUGUUACCAAGAUUGACAGGCGAUCUGGUAAGGAGAUUGAGAAGGAGCCCAAGUUCUUGAAGAAUGGUGAUGCUGGUAUCAUUAAGAUGGUUCCCACCAAGCCCAUGGUGGUUGAGACCUUUGCUGAAUAUCCUCCUCUUGGACGUUUUGCUGUCAGGGACAUGCGUCAAACUGUUGCUGUUGGUGUCAUCAAGGCUGUGGAGAAGAAGGAUCCUACCGGAGCCAAGGUCACCAAGGCUGCUGCCAAGAAGAAGUGAUGUCAAAACAUGGUUGCUGCACAAGCUGUCUUUUAUAGUAGUUUAUCAUUUCAGUGUCUUAGUUCAUUUCUUUUCCAGUUUUAUUUUCAAGUUUUUGUCGAUUUCAUGCAGCUAAACUUACAGAACUGGGUUCUUGAUCGGCGAUGGUCAAUUUUCUUGUCUGUUUGAUUUUGAUGGUACUGUUAUUUUGGUUUUAUUAAGAGUCUUUUGAGAACUUGAUUUUCUAAAGGCAGCUAUAUAAGGUUUAUAGCUUCAUUUUGCUGCUGAUGGAUGAUAUCUUUGCAUUUAAAUUUCAAGACAAUUUUGUCAA